CACGUUCGUUAUCGAUCGUUACGUUUGCUCAGUAAUAGUUAAGACGUACGAAAAAUCGUAUAAUUAAGAAAACGCUCGCUAGUCUAAAGCUCUCUGACUCGCGCAAUGGCGGAGGAUUUGGAUGUCGAGGCGAUGCUGGAGGCGCCAUACAAGAAAGGGAUGGUACGUAACAUGUACCCUCGCGCUCGUAGGAUGUUCGGCAGCGAGUUCCUAGAAUGCACUUGAAAUACGAGGAGCAGGACUCCUCAUCCAAAGACAAAUCUUCCAAGGAGAAUGGGUCUAGCCGCAAAUCAUCUGGGAAGAGCAAGCAUCGUUCUCGUUCUCGUUCCCGAUCGCGAGACCGUAGGGAAAAAGAUCGUCGCGAUCGCGAUAGAGACAGAGAUAAGGAACGCGACAGAGACCGUGAUCGUGGCGAUCGUCGACGUAGAUCAAGAUCUAGAGAACGAAGAGACCGUGACAGAGAUAGGGACACCGAGCGAGAUACCAGGGAUCGACGGGACAGAGAUCGGGAUCGAGAUAGAAGAAGAAAACGAUCGCUCACACCAAUCACACUUCCCAGAGCAAGACCACCAUUCGGGAAAGGCGUCAGUCCUCUUGGAAUUAGGAACGACGAGUUAACGCCAGAAGAACGCGACGCUCGAACAGUCUUCUGUAUGCAACUGAGUCAGCGCAUACGAGCACGUGAUUUAGAAGAAUUCUUCUCUAGUGUUGGGAAAGUCCAAGACGUACGGCUUAUUACUUGUAAUAAGACAAGAAGAUUCAAGGGUAUAGCGUAUGUUGAAUUCAAAGAUCCGGAGAGUGUUACACUGGCACUUGGAUUAUCGGGUCAAAAGUUGCUCGGUGUUCCUAUAGUAGUGCAACAUACACAAGCUGAAAAGAAUCGUAUGGGCAACUCCAUGCCAAAUCUCAUGCCAAAGGGUCAAACAGGACCGAUGAGAUUAUACGUCGGAUCUCUUCACUUCAAUAUCACGGAAGACAUGCUUCGUGGUAUCUUCGAACCAUUUGGAAAAAUCGACAACAUUCAGUUAAUUAUGGACCCAGAAACUGGCAGAAGCAAAGGCUAUGGAUUUUUAACUUUUAGGAAUGCUGAUGACGCGAAAAAGGCUUUGGAACAGUUGAACGGUUUCGAAUUGGCUGGAAGACCUAUGAAAGUUGGUAAUGUCACAGAACGUACAGAUUUAAUACAAGGUCCAUCGCUUCUCGAUACAGAUGAAUUAGAUCGAAAUGGCAUCGACCUUGGUGCUACCGGAAGGUUACAGUUAAUGUUUAAAUUAGCAGAAGGAACUGGUCUCGAAAUUCCUCCAGCAGCUGCAAACGCGCUGAACAUGGCUCCUGUUAUGUCAACGCCGCAACCACCUCCGCAAGCUGCCCCUCCUAUAGCGACGCAAUGCUUCAUGUUGUCGAAUAUGUUUGAUCCGCAAAACGAGACGAAUCCAAAUUGGGCGAAAGAGAUUCGUGACGACGUCAUCGAGGAGUGUAAUAAGCACGGUGGUGUGUUGCACGUGUACGUGGAUCAAGCUUCUCCUCAGGGUAAUGUAUAUGUGAAGUGUCCAUCAAUUGCGACAGCAGUCGCUGCUGUUAACUCGUUACACGGUCGAUGGUUUGCGGGACGGGUGAUUACAGCCGCUUACGUACCGGUUGUGAACUAUCAUUCGCUGUUUUCGGACGCGAUGACCGCGUUACAGUUACUGGUCCCAAGCGCGCCUCGAAGAGGGAUGUGAUUCUAAACGUUGUCGGGGCGUGUUACGAUUGUAUAAAUUCUUCUAGUAUUAUUACGUUUUUUCUUACCGAAUAUUAGAGGAAAAAAACUUUUGUUAUUAUAAUAGAAAUAUUUCAAGUCGCAGUUAGGGAUAUCAAACUGAAUCAAACCGAGAAUGAUGUUUUUGUUCUAUGAAAACGAAAACACGCUGAACCUGCGACAAGUCUUUAGAUGCACUUGUUAGUAAUCUUGACCAAUUAGUAUGUGAUAACAUCAGAGGAAUCGAUACACCUCUAGAUGCUACAUUUACUAUGUGGCUGCGAAAUUUCCCUUUAAAAAUAGUUAUUUAUUAACACAGUACAAUGGUUUAAGAGUAUUACGUAUGUUUGUCUAUGAAUCACUAUACUUUUGACAGUUUCAGCGUAACCGAAAAUAGUGAGUUUGCCUUAUUCGUUAACCAUAUUAUACAACAACGGAAACCUGUAUUAAAUGAUUGUCUAUUACGUAUAACUUCACAAGGAUGAACGACUUUUUAGCGCUUAGCCUGUUAAAGUAAAAUCAAAUUUCAACGAUAUAGUAAAACUAUGAUGUAUGCGAAACAUAUAUCAUGAAAUUUUCUUCAGAAAUCUACAAUAACGUCAAAACUCGCAACAAAGGUUGUUUCUUUAGGAAAAAACGUAGGUUUGUUACAAAGUAGGGAGGAACGCAUAAAAUAUUUCAGGAAUAAAAGAAGGGGUCUGCAGGUAAUGAAUAUUAUUAUUACAUUAUCCUUUCGUUUCGGUAAGGUCAAUAAUAUGAUAAACAUUUCUAAUAAUGUUAAUAAUCUUCUCGGAGCAAUAAAAACUGUCACGAAGCUAAUAUUUAAGGCACUAAUUUACGCGCAUACUAUUUCUGUACAUUCUUUUUAUCUAAUUAUAUACACAAUUAUAUAAUGGCCUUCUAAUCAUAGAAUGUCUACGAACUAGUUCUCAGCAUUGUAAAACUUAGAUAAAUUAAUUAAUCGCGAACGUUUGUAAUUGCAAGAGAGCAAUUAAAAUGAUUAAUGUAGACGUUCGUGUUAAGAAAACACGCAUAUAUACAUUUUCAAAUUUACAUCGAUUCAGCUUAGACAUAGAUUUCUAAUAUCAUGAAACAUUAAUCAAUUUCAAAAGUUUUUGUUUCUAUAUAGAUACGGACAACCUCUUUUGGUUCAAGGAGUGUUACGAUUACGUGUAGAUAUAUGAAAUAUAGGAAGGAAGAUUUCGUGAAUAGUAUUUAUCAAAUUUUUUAACAAUUUUUGUUAUUCCUGCAGACCUCAAUUACGAUAAUCUGUAUAAAAAGUUUUGUAAAUUAACACGAACCGUUCAUAGAUGUAAACACUGCUGUAACUUCGUAUUAUUGAAACGUGGAUGUACACUUUGAUAAUUAUAAAGUAAAAUUAAUGUGAUACGUAAUGUGGAUGUGAAAAGUCCUCUUCUAGUAUACAAAUGUAAAUGCGCAAACAUACUUCUAACAUUUGUUCGUUCAUACACGUGAUAAUUUAAGUGAUUAUAGCAUACAUAAGGUUUUCAUUUCUUAUUGUAGAAUAGAAUACAAAGAUUAUUUUUUAACCUUCA
Messenger RNA from Hylaeus volcanicus, 3294 nucleotides. RefSeq names its product RNA-binding protein 39 (gene Caper). Gene Ontology annotation, molecular function: RNA binding. The coding region runs from base 216 to 1721 and encodes 501 amino acids. The transcript has 10 exons. Gene Ontology annotation, biological process: mRNA processing. Lineage: Eukaryota; Metazoa; Arthropoda; Insecta; Hymenoptera; Colletidae. Gene Ontology annotation, cellular component: nucleus. The record is from RefSeq and is a predicted model, not a curated record.